Molecule: messenger RNA, 782 nt
Organism: Dichomitus squalens LYAD-421 SS1
Lineage: Eukaryota; Fungi; Basidiomycota; Agaricomycetes; Polyporales; Polyporaceae
Exons: 2
Coding region: 126-296 (56 amino acids)
Source: RefSeq, a predicted model, not a curated record
CUGAUUUGCACACGCGCCUCGAGCAUUACUAGUCUCUGCGUCCCAGGGCGGAGAUUGCCAGACUCGGUAUCCAGGACGACCAGACCAGAAUCUCUCUCGCUCUUCUGGCAGUCAGAGCUGCGCGCAUGAAUCUCGCAAGGCCGUGGGGCCCCCCAUUCCACAGCCACAUUUUCCAGGCUUCUAGUGCAGGGAACGGGAAAACACCCGAUGCCCGCGCGCGCAUAGCGCACAACAUUCAUGCGUCCUCCGGUGCGAAUCCUGCGCGCCCCUCCGCCAUUCCGUCCUGGGACAGGUGAGACAGGGCGAUUUGCAAGAAGUGGAAGGAAGAGAGGCUUCAGUGAGCGAGGAAGCUGCCCUCGUGCGACCAUUUCCAUGACGGUGUCAGGGCAGGGCACGGGCUGAAGCUUGCAGGAUCGCCAUGGUUCUGGGCCUCCAGCUACCGGGAGCCGCACCGAGCUUCGCCGGGCGCGUUCCGCGCUCUGAGUUUCUGCCUUUGCUUGGACCUGGGCCGGGCGACGGUGCAUCUAAAGGGAAAGACGUGAUGGAGAGAAGGCGGAAGAGCACGCUUCUGGGGGUUUCCCCCAGGCGCGUUCGCCCGCAUUCCAUGCAACUGGGAGCCGAAAACGUGGAUUUACAUCCUAUAGAAGCCCCGCGCGUGAGCGGGUCCCGGUGAAUUGAGCCUAAGCCUUGGGUGAACGUUAUGCUCGAGAUGGCUGUGAAAAUGGGGCCGCUGGAAGAGCAGCCGGCGAAGGAGAACCUAUCAGGGAAGGAGGCUAAAUGAA